Molecule: messenger RNA, 1326 nt
Organism: Rhodofomes roseus
Lineage: Eukaryota; Fungi; Basidiomycota; Agaricomycetes; Polyporales; Fomitopsidaceae
Exons: 5
Coding region: 110-1219 (369 amino acids)
Source: RefSeq, a predicted model, not a curated record
CACGAACGAUAGUCACACUCACCGAGACUAUGUAUAAGUAGGGAAUAAGUGAGUGGGCCUAUUGAAUCUUGACAUCUCAACCUCUCUUGUACAGCGCUCGCUACUCAGUAUGGCGCCUCCUUGGGACACAUAUGCCCAUGAACUCAUGGACGUAGGCUAUGGCUAUCCUUUGUGGAAUCCCACGCCUCGGGACGGAGAGGUGCAGAUUGGUGACGUCGGGUACCUGUUGAAAGGCCAAUUCAUCCGCUUGUUCAAUGCGGCACUUCCUGCGGACAACGACGCGAACAAACUCUUGGUGAAACUCGGAGUCCCAGACGGAUUCGAUCCACUCAAGAUUCCUGAGCACCUUCUCGUCUCUAACGAGUUCUUGUUUUCCGGAGAGACUGUCAUGCGUGAAGAAAAUCAUGCCGCAUUCCAGACCGAAGCUAGUGCCAAUAUUGCGAAUGUAGCGGAAGUGUCGUUCGCUUAUCGCAACGCGGUGACCAAACGUGCUACUCUUAAACUUCCGACAAAGAAGGCGUCGGGUCUCGAGAUCAGCCGCCACAACAAUCUGGUCCCGCGUUACUUCGUGGACAACCUCGCCAAUUGGCAUCGAUGGGCGAUACAGCAGGCGAAUAUCACAGCAGACAUCAUACUCGUCACUGGCUGGGUCAAGAGCGCACAGUGGACCGUAUCUGUUCGCGUCGAAAAGGGACAGAAGAUGUUUGGUCUGCUGGGCCGUGGUGGACACCCAUCGGUCGCCGGGGGCUCUGUGUCCAUCAGCAGGACACGGAAUGCCUCGGGAUCAUGGCUUCAUUGCUCUGGUCCUGCUGCAACAUCGGAUGAAUGCCAGAAUCAAUGCUUGUUCCUUCACUUCUACAAGGGUCGUAAUCGCUGGAUUAGAUGGGUCGCAGAAAUCAGCGCCAUGGACUACUUCAUACCGCCCGCGAUACCAUGUUCGGUUGACGCCUCUGCGGCGGCGAGGGCCGCGCAGAAAAGUAUGGAAGCCGAGAUGGAAGUGGAUGAGAUCCUCGAGAACGACUCUGAUGAGGGGACGUCUGAGAGUCCGGCUCUCGAAGCGAUGUAUGAUCCAGUGGACCCACUGCUAGACUACGUGUUCGAGAGUACCGAUGCAUCCAUGGCUGUGGUCAGCACUGCAGACUACUAUAAAUUAUCUCAAGACGGGUAUGUGAGGCUAACAAUGAUUCAACUAUACGCUCAUCACCUCUAUACGCUGUAGGGCGCCCUCAUCGACCGUGAAAGAAUGGCUCGGCGAGCGUCAACCCCGAAUUCAUCUGACGAAGUGCACAAAUCUCGAGUUUGGUUUCCUUGGAGAAAAUGAUGACC